AUAUUCAAACCAAACCAAACCGAAAUUUCACCCCAAAUUCCUUAACCAAUCAAAUCAAACAAACAAAAGAUGUAAACAUAUUCAUUAUAUAAAAACAACACAAUAACAAAAAAACUCAAAGAGAAAGAAAGAACCCAAAACAAUAAUAAUGAAAAAUCUCAUAAUCUUCCUAUUUCUCUGUUUUUCUCUUCUUCAAAAUCCAAACCCCAUUUCCUCAACCAAACUACUAACCAAAACAAAAAGCUUCACAUACGAAACAUUUGAUGAAGGAAAAGACACACCUUUCUUCAAAUUUAGUGCCUCUUCAAUUGAUCUAAACGCCCUUCAAUUAACACCAGACAAUGAAAACCAACCAAAUGGUUACAACAACAAAUCAGGUCGUAUCAUGUAUUACAAGCCAUACAAGCUUUGGUCAUCUCAAAACGACGACGUAAUAGCCUCAUUCAACACAAACUUUGUCAUGAACUUGUAUCGAAACAAGGAUUGGGAAGCCGGGGAAGGACUCACUUUUCUCAUAGCUCCAUUUGGUGAUGAGUUACCUGAACAGAGUUAUGGACAGUGGCUUGGUUUAACCAAUGCAACAACAGAUGGUAACCCAAGUAACCAAAUAGUUGCUAUUGAAUUUGAUACCAAAAGUCAAGGGUUUGACCCAGAUGGUAGCCAUAUUGGUCUUAAUGUUAACUCAGUGGUUUCUAAUAAGACUGUUCUUGUUGAUCAGUUUGAGCCAACUGUGAAUUACAGUGUUUGGAUUGAAUAUAAUGGUGGGUCUAAAUUAAUAGAAGUUUUCAUGGCUAAUGAUGGUGAUGACAAGCCAAAAAAGCCUCUUCUUAGUGAGAAAAUAAACUUGAAAAAUCAUGUCAAACAAUUUUCUUACUUGGGUUUUUCGGGUUCAACAGGGGACCCUUCAAAACAAUUCAACUGUGUCAUUAGAUGGAAGCUUGAAAUCGAUGACUUGAGUCCCAAGAAACCUUGGAAUUGGAAGACAUUGUUAAUUGGGGUUUUGGUUGGUUUAAUGUUAUUGGGUUUGGUUUUGGUGUUGUUGUGUUUAAAGAUGAGAAAGAAGAGAGGUGUUAAAGAUGAAGAGUCCAAUGUUUUGGGAACACUUAAAAGGUUGCCUGGGAUGCCUAGAGAGUUUAAGUUUAAGGAUUUGAAAAAGGGUACUAAUAAUUUUGAUGAGAGUAUGAUUUUGGGAAAAGGUGGAUUUGGUGUUGUUUAUAGAGGUGUUCUUAAUGAAGAUAAUAAUAAUGAUAAUGAAGUAGCUGUGAAGAAAUUUUCAAGGGAUAAUUUGGAUGGUAAAGAAGAUUUCUUGGCUGAACUUACUAUUAUUCAUCGUCUUCGUCAUAAACAUCUUGUUCGAUUAGAAGGUUGGUGCUACGAGAAAGGGAAGCUUUUACUAGUAUACGAUUAUAUGCCAAAUGGUAGUGUGGAAAAACACCUCAAUUCAAACCAAACCACCCUCUCAUGGCAACAUCGGCACAAGAUCCUAAAAGGCGUGGCGUCGGCGCUACAUUACCUCCACAACGAGUACGACCAAAAGGUCGUACAUCGGGACCUUAAAGCCAGCAAUAUCUUGCUAGACUCUAAUUUCAACGCUCGUUUGGGUGAUUUUGGCCUAGCUCGAGCGUUGGAGAAUGAAAAAAACUCCUACGCUGAGCUAGAGCUAUGUGGUGUCCCAGGCACCAUGGGGUAUGUGGCCCCAGAAUGCUUCCACACUGGCAAAGCUUCUCCCGAAUCUGAUGUGUUCGGGUUUGGGGCGGUAGUGUUAGAAGUCGUGACCGGGAGAAGUCCCGGUGUUAAGAUUCAGCACGAAAAGGAUCAAUUCACUUUGGUUGAUUGGGUUUGGAUGCUUCACCGCGAGGGACGUAUUGAAGAAGCCGUGGACGAGAGGCUUAGGCGCGAUGGCGGUGAGUAUGACGUUGGAGAAGCCAAUAGGCUGCUGCUAUUGGGGUUGGCGUGCUCGCAACCUGAAGCUAGCUUCAGGCCGCAAACUCAAGCCAUAUGUCAGAUUAUCGCGGAGACUAUGCCACCGCCUCAUGUCCCACCUUUUAAGCCCGUCUUUACUUGGCCUUCCAUGAGUACAGUCGCCUUCAGCUCGAAUGAGAGUAGUUUCUCCCACAUUUUAUCGAAUAGUGUUAGCAGUUCAGCUCAAAUUUGAUUUCAUCUCAAAAUUAAUUAGCAAUUUAUAUUUUUAUAGAAUAAUAUUCUUUAUAUGUAGUCAAUGUAAUGUGGGAUACUCUUAUCACAUUUGGCAUUGUAUUGUUUGGAGUACAUAUUUGUUUAAUUGUACAUAUACAUGUUUGGAUAUAAGCUAGUUUUGGUGGAUAAUUCUUGAUGUGUAACUUGUUUUUACAGUAAA
This is a messenger RNA of Cannabis sativa, 2356 nucleotides long. Its product is annotated as probable L-type lectin-domain containing receptor kinase S.5. The record is from RefSeq and is a predicted model, not a curated record. Gene Ontology annotation, biological process: protein phosphorylation. Lineage: Eukaryota; Viridiplantae; Streptophyta; Magnoliopsida; Rosales; Cannabaceae. The transcript has 2 exons. The coding region runs from base 149 to 2155 and encodes 668 amino acids. Gene Ontology annotation, molecular function: carbohydrate binding; ATP binding; protein kinase activity. Gene Ontology annotation, cellular component: plasma membrane.